Letharia columbiana is the source of this 519-nucleotide messenger RNA. RefSeq lists its product as uncharacterized. Gene Ontology annotation, molecular function: carbon-sulfur lyase activity. The record is from RefSeq and is a predicted model, not a curated record. The transcript is spliced from 2 exons. The coding region runs from base 1 to 519 and encodes 172 amino acids. NCBI's taxonomy places the organism in Eukaryota, Fungi, Ascomycota, Lecanoromycetes, Lecanorales, Parmeliaceae.
AUGCCUCCACCCACCACCAUCACCGGCGGCUGCCUCUGCGGCGCCAUCCGCUACGAACUCAACCUCGGCGGCCCAUCCGGCUGGCCCCCCAAGACCCACACAUGCCAAUGCACCCAAUGCCGCAAACGCAGCGGCGCCCUCCUAACCGCCUGGAUCGACACCGCCCCCUCCCGCCUCCUCUGGUCCUCCCCCGCCGUGCCGGCAAAAACCGCCUCGCCGGCCGACCUGCCCGCCUUCGCCGAGUACUCCGCCAGCCCGGGCCGCCACCGGGGGUUCUGCGCGACGUGCGGGUCGCCGCUGACGUGGCGGAGCGAGGGGAGCGCGGGGGAACUGGAGGUCGCGACGGGGAGCGUGGACGGGGAGGUGUUGGGGGGGGAGGCGGGGGCGGCGCUGGGGAGGGCGAGCGCGGGGCAUUAUUGGUGCGGGAAUCGGAUCGAGGGGGUGACGGAUUUGGAGGCCGGGAGGAGGUUUGAGGCGGGGGAGGGGAGUGGGGAGGUUGGUGGCGGUGGGCGGGGGUGA